AUGCCCUCAGACAUCAGCGCCGCUUACAGGCUGUUAGCCGAGGGGUUUGGCCAGAUGCGGCAGUCGGGCAGCGGAGAGGGUGUCCUGGACGGCAUGAUAGAGAUGCUCUUGAGUGAGAGCGAGAGACCACCGAAGGAGGUGGAGGGUGUGGGGCAAGACUUCAUCGAUGAGUUGGAGAGAGUGCCAAACAAAAGGCUGAAGAAGGACAUGGACUGUCCGAUUUGCAGUAACCCUUUCGUCGAAGAUCAAUACCCACUCGUGGUCCGCCUGCCGUGUAAUUCCAAGCAUUUGUUCGAUCUAGAAUGCAUAGCGCCGUGGCUGAAGCUCCAUGCCACCUGUCCAUUAGACCGAAAGAAUUUAGUGAAAGCGAAGAAGCCGCCGACUCCACCCCCACAGGUGGAAGAGGAAGAUGGAGAGUACGACGACAUGUAUGCAUGA
Messenger RNA from Bacidia gigantensis, 438 nucleotides. RefSeq lists its product as uncharacterized. Gene Ontology annotation, biological process: protein ubiquitination. Gene Ontology annotation, cellular component: cytoplasm. The record is from RefSeq and is a predicted model, not a curated record. The transcript is spliced from 3 exons. Gene Ontology annotation, molecular function: ubiquitin protein ligase activity. Lineage: Eukaryota; Fungi; Ascomycota; Lecanoromycetes; Lecanorales; Ramalinaceae. Bases 1 to 438 code for a protein of 145 amino acids.